CGAUGUCAUGGUUCAAACGGACACAUCUAUAUCCCGAGUCCAGAGAAGCUCUCGCUGGUGCAACGGUAGGGGCGCACCGUUGCACCCUACCAGCUAGCGUUCGAGCGCCUCACCCGCUUAAUGAAAUCCCGGGGGGGGGGGGGGUCCUCCCCCCUCAGUGCUCUUUUUUUUCUUCUAUAUCCCGAGUCCAUGCGGAGAUUGCAAUUGAAAAGAUGGUUGCCUGGGAUCCACGCUCUGGUGCACCUGCUAGUCCUUCCUAUGUUCGUGUAGUUGACUGUUCAAAGUACGGUACAAUUGUCAACAAAGUACAUGGAACCCAGGGCAUCCGGCUACAUAAAGAUGAAGGUGUGAUGCUUAGUGAUGGGGAUACUGUGACUUUUGGAACUGGUAAUGCUACCUUCAGGUUGUCAUUUGUCCCCAUAGUGGCCUUUUUUCAUGGCAGAAAAUUGACGAGAAUCGAUCCAUCAUUGCAAGCAGUCAUGAUAUCUAUUGGUGCAUACGCUACUCGUAAGUGGAGUGAUGAAUGCACGCAUGUUCUUGUUGAUGAAUCAUGUUCG
Molecule: messenger RNA, 557 nt
Organism: Phragmites australis (common reed)
Lineage: Eukaryota; Viridiplantae; Streptophyta; Magnoliopsida; Poales; Poaceae
Product: nibrin homolog
Exons: 3
Biological process (GO): mitotic G2 DNA damage checkpoint signaling; double-strand break repair via homologous recombination
Cellular component (GO): Mre11 complex
Molecular function (GO): protein binding; damaged DNA binding
Source: RefSeq, a predicted model, not a curated record